Molecule: messenger RNA, 3306 nt
Organism: Epithele typhae
Lineage: Eukaryota; Fungi; Basidiomycota; Agaricomycetes; Polyporales; Epitheliaceae
Product: ubiquitin elongating factor core-domain-containing protein
Exons: 22
Coding region: 1-3306 (1101 amino acids)
Biological process (GO): protein polyubiquitination
Cellular component (GO): ubiquitin ligase complex; cytoplasm; nucleus
Molecular function (GO): ubiquitin-ubiquitin ligase activity
Source: RefSeq, a predicted model, not a curated record
AUGGCAGCACAGAAAGCACAAGGGUCGCGGGUAGAGGAUAAGACCAGAGUUCGCGUCACUCAACCGGCGGGGCGGCGCGUCCGACGCGCGCUCCUGCCAAGCUCCUGGCGUCUGCAAGUCCGAGCCACUGGGUCAAGCGGGUCUCCAGGGAGCGCGUCCUCUACCCCAGUCGCUUCAACGUCGGCGAGCCCAGCCCCUGCCACUAUACUUCCUCCAGUAGCUGCGCCUACGAAGCCUCCUCCGCCCCAACAUCCCCCGAAUCCAACGCCCGUGGUGCCAAAGCGACCCGUUGAACCCGCGUCAGCCGCACCUUCACCCGUGCCACUGAAGAAGAAAGCGCUUGCAGUCGCCGCGCCAAUACAACUCGAUCUGCCCCGGUGGGAGGAUGCAACGAUAUCGAACGUAUUCGGUAUAACGCUGAAGAAAGAAGUCGCGGAGAAGAGCAGCUAUGAGAUCGUAUGGCUGAAAGGCUUGGCAGAGGAAUUGCAAGGAGAAGGCGUUCCACUGCAACUCAAUGCUGGAGUGGCUGACCGCACACUAAUAGCGCGCCUCGAGCUAGACCCACAUUCCAUGUCGGACGACCUUGAGUUCUUGCCUCAAACUGUGCUUGAAUAUUUGAUCGGAUGCUGGAAACGUCUCAAUGCUUCCAGAGCCGUCAUCCUCCGCAAGACUCUCGUUCCACUCCAUCAACAGCAUGCACUCGACACGCUUGACAAAGUGCGGGACCUGAUCAUCAGCUACACUGGCCUCACCCUCCAAGAACCCGAGAUGUUCCCUCAACCGAAUAUCCCGGGUAAGGAGCUAGGUGCUGCAGAGCUUACGUUCCUGCACGACAUCGUCAGACGUUUCGAACCUGACAACGAGCUUGAUACGGUCCUUGGGCCUGUAGUCGUGAGGCUGUGCUCUCAUGAGUCUCUGCAGGCCGGCUUUGCCAGCGGCGAUGGCUGGCGAGGUGUGGUCAGUGGGCUGGAAGCUCUGAUCAGCGUCAAGGCCAUUGCAGCAAUGAUCACAAGACUGCCAGAAUGGAACCCAGACGUCCCUGUACCCGAGUUCGAGCUCAAGAGCGUGAUGGGUCAACUGCUUCGACUAGGGUAUUCCCUCGUGAAUGGAAUUGUACUAACCUUCUUUGUCCACCAGCCUUCCAUCUCGGGGACAUACUUCACCAACCACGAAACGCGUCCGCAGGGUGAAAUCACCUCCGCGAUGGCUAGUCUUCGUGGAACUCUGAAGACACUUCAAGCUUCACUGUUCCAGAUCUUCAACACCCUUGUCCGCGCCUCCCCCGACGCCAGGGAAGCGGUGUUGCAAUACUUUUCCAGAGCUGUCAACAUCAACCGCAAGCGUGCCGGCAUGCAGGUCGAUCCCCUGACCGUGUCCACGGAUUGCUUCGUCAUGAACUUGCAAAUCAUCCUUUUGCAAUUCUGCGAGCCUUUCAUGGAUUCUCAGUACAGCAAGAUGGAUAAGAUUGAUCCUGCAUACUACGCCCACUCUUCCAGGAUCGAUCUCAGCGAGGAAACACGCAUUAACGCCACAAAUGAGGAGGCAGAGGAGUGGAGGACGCAGAACGAGACGAUAUCUGCUCCGCCGAAUUUCAUCUCUGAUAUCUUCUACCUGACCCUUGCUGUUAACCACAUUGGUCAGCAGAAGUUGACCAAUAACGUCGAAGAGCUCAUGAAACAAUACGACGACAUUCGACGCAACCUAGAGAUCCUACAGGAAGACCAGUCUUGGAUGGGGACUGCGUACCAAGCUCGCACGGAGGCUGUGAUCAAUGCUGGCAAAGCCGAGAAAGACAAGGUGUAUGCGGCACAGCUUGCGUAUGAAACCCAGCUUUCAGAGCCCGAGCUCGUAUUUCGGUCCAUCAGCUUCGCGAAUUUGGUGUCUACUUGGUUGGUCCGACAUGUCGACCCGCUCAAGCGGCACCCAAACCCCGCCAUCGUGUUGCCGCUUCCCAAGGAUGUCCCAAUAUCAUUCCGCGUUCUUCCAGAAUACCUUGUCGAAGAUGUGAUCGAAUAUCAUCUCUACGUUAUUCGGCAAUCUCCCAAGAGCCUUGAGCUUUCUGGCAGGAACGAAAUGAUUGUAUGGUGUCUCACUUGGCUGACGUCGACGUGGUUCAUCAAGAACCCAUUCCUGAAAGCCAAGAUCGUUGAGGUGCUGUUUUUGGGGACAUGGAGCUGGGGAGAACACAGAAGUGUUCUCACUACGUUACUCAACACCCAUCCUAUGGCGCUCAAACAUCUCAUGCCGUGCUUGAUGAACUUCUAUGUCGAGGUCGAGCAGACAGGGGCCAGCUCUCAGUUCUAUGACAAGUUCAACUCCCGGAGGAACAUCGCGUAUAUCUUCAAAGUUAUCUGGAACAACUCCCCUCAUCGUGAUGCGCUGAAGGAUCAAGCAGCUCACCAUUCGGACCGCUUUGUCCGCUUUGUCAACCUCAUGAUCAAUGAUGUCACCUAUCUCCUCGACGAGUCCCUUACUCAGCUUUCCAAGAUCAACCAGAUCCAGACCGAGAUGAAGGACCGGACGUCGUACGAAGCACAGCCCCAGCAGUAUCGUCGCGAACGCGAGGGCGAGCUUCGCACACUGGAACGCCAGGCCAGCAGCUACGUCCAGCUCGGCAACAGCACUGUCGGGCUCCUGAAACUCUUCACGUCCGAAGUCAAGUCGCCGUUCAUGGUGCCCGAGAUCGUCGACCGCCUCGCAGCAAUGCUCGACUACAACCUUGAUGUGCUCAUCGGACGCUCGCAGCAGCUCAAGGUGAAGAACCCGGAGAAAUACAAGUUCAACCCGCGCCAGCUGCUCGGGGACUUGAUCGACAUCUUCCUCAACCUCAGCGACCAGGGUGAUUUCGCGCGGGCCGUCGCGGGUGACGGGCGCAGCUACAGGAAGGAGCUGUUCGAGUCAGCCGCGAAGACGCUGAGGAAGAACAACCUGAAGUCGCCGGACGAGAUCGAGAAGCUGAGGCUUUUCACGCUGAAGGUCGAAGAAAUGAAGGCGACGCUCGAGGCCGAGGAUGACCUCGGUGAAAUCCCUGACGAGUUCCUGGAUCCGCUCAUGUAUACGAUUAUGCGCGAUCCCGUCACGCUCCCGACGUCGAAGGCCGUUGUGGACCGCGCGACCAUCAAGUCGCACCUACUUUCAGACUCAAAGGACCCCUUCAACCGCACGCCUCUCUCCCUAGAUCAGGUAGAGCCUAAUGUCGAGUUGAAGCAGCGCAUUGAUGCAUUCCUCGCGGAGCGGCGCAACAAGAACACUGCCCUCGAUAAGCCGGCGGAGGAGGUAGUUCAUAUGGAUGUAUCACCAGAGUAG